Molecule: messenger RNA, 1888 nt
Organism: Magnolia sinica
Lineage: Eukaryota; Viridiplantae; Streptophyta; Magnoliopsida; Magnoliales; Magnoliaceae
Product: aspartic proteinase A1
Exons: 14
Coding region: 148-1701 (517 amino acids)
Biological process (GO): proteolysis; lipid metabolic process
Molecular function (GO): aspartic-type endopeptidase activity
Source: RefSeq, a predicted model, not a curated record
GCGUAUCGUCCAUCACACUUGUCCAGAGUAUCAAAGUUUUAUUCCCCUCGAGACGGAUUUCUAUAAAACGACGAGUAGCUGCAACUAGAGAGUCUGAAAGGUGGUUGCCUCUUUUCUUCUCCGAUUCUCUCUCCUCCUAUCGCCAUAAUGGGAACUGGAUUCAGGGCGAUCGCAAUCUCUCUCUUCAUUUCCUUCAUCGUGCUUCCUUCUCUUUUUCUUGUUUCCGAUGCGGACCUGGUCCGAAUCGGACUGAAGAAGAGGCCGUACGAUCUGAGAAAGCGGCUCGUCAAUCAACUGCAAUCGCAGGAUCCCCGAUUGUCGGGAGCUUCUGCUCGGAAGUAUGGCCUUCGCAGCGAUAAUAGUCUCGGAGGUUCAGACUCUGACGAGGAUAUCGUUCUGUUGAAGAAUUAUCUGGACGCUCAGUACUAUGGAGAGAUCAGCAUCGGCUCUCCUGCCCAGAAAUUCACUGUGAUCUUUGAUACUGGGAGCUCGAACCUGUGGGUCCCAUCUGUAAAGUGUUAUUUCUCGAUCGCGUGCUAUCUCCAUUCAAGGUACAAAGCAACGCGGUCGAGCACCUACACGAAGAAUGGGAAACCUGCUGAAAUUCACUACGGGACUGGAUCUAUUUCUGGUUACUUGAGCCAGGACUAUGUUCAAGUUGGUGACCUUGUUGUCAAGGAUCAGGUCUUUAUCGAAGCUACUAGGGAGCCAGGCCUCACAUUUUUGGUUGCCAAGUUUGAUGGCAUACUUGGCCUUGGAUUUCAAGAAAUCUCAGUUGGGAAUGUCGUCCCCGUAUGGUACAACAUGAUCAAUCAAGAUCUGCUUAAAGAACCUGUUUUCUCCUUUUGGCUUAACCGAGAUGCAGAUGAAGAUAAGGGCGGUGAAAUUGUAUUUGGAGGGGUUGAUCCUAACCAUUAUAAGGGUGAGCAUACAUAUGUUCCUGUAACGAAGAAAGGUUACUGGCAGUUUGAUAUGGGAGAUGUUCUUGUUGGCAAUCAAACAACUGGAUUCUGUGAAGGAGGUUGUUCAGCAAUAGCAGAUUCUGGAACUUCUUUGAUUACAGGUCCUACGACCAUUAUCACUGAAAUCAAUCAUGCUAUUGGGGCCGCUGGGGUCGUUAGCCAGGAGUGCAAAGCAGUUGUUGCACAGUAUGGGGAGUCGAUACUGGACAUGUUGAUUGCCAAGGAGCAACCCGAGAAAAUCUGCUCUAAGAUUGGUCUGUGUGCUUUUGAUGGAACUCAAAGUGUUAGCAUUGGCAUCGAGAGUGUUGUGAGUGAGAAGAGUGGGGAACUCUCUGUUGGUCAUAGCGAUGCUAUGUGCACUGCAUGCGAAAUGGCAAUUGUAUGGAUGCAAAAUAAGCUCAAGCAGAACCAGACAGAGGAGCUUAUAUUGAACUACAUUAAUCAGCUUUGUGAACGACUGCCAAGUCCCAUGGGGGAAUCAGCUGUUGACUGCAGUAGCCUUCCUUCGAUGACCAACAUUUCAUUCAUUAUUGGUGGCAAAAUAUUUUCCCUCACUCCAGAGCAGUAUGUUCUUAAGGUGGGCGAGGGAGCUGCAGCUCAGUGCAUUAGUGGAUUUACUGCUAUGGAUAUAGCUCCUCCCCGUGGUCCUCUCUGGAUCUUGGGUGAUGUCUUCAUGGGAGUCUACCAUACGGUGUUUGACUACGGAAAUUUGAGAGUUGGAUUUGCAGAAGCAGCAUAGACAUUGUAAGUAUUGCCUUUGUUCAAACGCCAUGUUCCCCUCAAACGAUUGUUGAUGUUGGUGCGUGAUACUUAAUGGUACUGAAUAUGUACAUAUUAUAUACAAUUUACUUGGCUUUUAUCUGCAUACACUAUCAUGAAGGGUUGUGGAUUUACUCAUGCAAUCCCAUUGCCUUUUUAUAUGACUA